GGUUAGCUUCUCUCUCUUUCUCUCUCUCUCUCUCUCUCUUUUUUCUUUCCACACACAUCCACAAAGCUAGCCGGGUUCUUCCAUGGGCUCCCCAUAAAACCAAAAAAGAAAUUCGAAAUUUGCGCGUAUUUUCGACUGCUUCGUCUUCUUUCCACGCAGCAGCGAAAGAGAAAUUAAGAGAAAAAUCUAGGCUGAGGAUGUCGCGCGCGGCGGCGGUGGUGCUGUCGGUGGUGGCGGUGCUGGCGCUGGUGAGCGCGGAGGACCCGUACCUUUAUUUUACGUGGGAAGUGACGUACGGGACGAUCGCGCCGCUCGGCGUCCCCCAGCGGGCCGUCCUCAUCAACGGGCAGUUCCCCGGGCCCGAGAUCAACUGCACCAGCAACAACAACAUCGUCAUCAACGUCUAUAACUAUCUCGACGAGCCCUUCCUCCUCUCAUGGAAUGGGAUCCAGCAUAGGAAGAACUCGUGGCAGGACGGGAUGCAGGGGACGAACUGCCCGAUUUUGCCGGGGCAGAACUUCACGUACCACUGGCAGCCCAAGGACCAGAUCGGCAGCUUCUUCUACUUCCCGUCCCUCGGCAUGCACAAGGCGGCAGGCGGAUUCGGCAGCCUCCGCGUCCACAGCCGACUCCUCAUCCCCGUCCCCUUCGACCCCCCCGCCGACGAGUUCACCGCCCUCAUCGGCGACUGGUACACCAAGGACCACGCCGUCCUCGCCCGCCUCCUCGAAGCCGGCCGCAGCAUCGGCCGCCCCGCCGGCAUCCUUAUCAACGGCAAAUCCGGCAAGGACGCCGCCGGCAAGGACGAUCCCCCGCUCUUCACCGUCGAGGCCGGAAAGAUCUACCGCUUCCGCGUCUGCAACGUCGGCCUCAAGACCUCCCUCAACUUCCGCGUUCAGGGCCACACCCUGAAGCUCGUUGAGAUGGACGGAUCGCACACCGUGCAGAACACGUACGACUCGCUCGACGUCCACGUCGGCCAGUGCUACUCGGUGCUCGUGACCGCCGACCAGGCCGUUGGCGACUACUACGUCGUUGCAUCGACCCGGUUCGUGAAACAGGUGCAGACUGCGACCGCGGUGCUCCGUUAUGUUGGUUCCACCGCCCCGCCGUCCGCUGUCCUCCCCGAGGCACCCUCCGGCUGGGCCUGGUCCCUCAACCAGUGGCGCUCCUUCCGCUGGAACCUCACCGCCAGCGCCGCCCGCCCCAACCCCCAGGGCUCCUACCACUACGGCAGCAUCAACAUCACCCGCACCAUCAAGCUCGCCAACUCCCGCGCACGCGUUGACGGCAAGCUCCGUUUCGCCCUCAACGGCGUCUCCCACGUCAACACCGACACCCCCGUGAAGCUCGCCGAGUACUUCAACGUCUCCGACGGCGUGUUCAAGUACAACCUCAUCAGCGACGUGCCCCCCGCCGCUGACGCCGCCGUCACCAUCGCCCCCAACAUCAUCACCGCCGAGUUCCGCACCUUCAUCGAGAUCGUGUUCGAGAACCCCGAGAAGAGCAUCCAGUCCUACCACCUCGACGGCUACUCCUUCUUCCCCGUCGGGAUGGGGCCGGGGAAGUGGACACCGGAGAGCCGGAAGGCGUACAACCUGCUGGACGCGGUGAGCCGGCACACGAUCCAGGUGUACCCGCGGUCGUGGACGGCGAUCAUGCUGACGUUCGACAACGCGGGGAUGUGGAACCUGCGGUCGGAGAUCUGGGAGCGCCACUACCUCGGCCAGCAGCUCUACGUCAGCGUCUUGUCGCCGGCACGGUCGCUCCGCGACGAGUACAACAUGCCCGACAACGCCAUCCGGUGCGGCGCCGUCGUCAGCCUCCCGCUGCCGCCAUCUUACGUGUGAGAAUCAAUAAAAAAAAAUUAUAAUAAUAAUAAUAAUAAAAAAAUGCAGAUUGAUCCGGCGGCAGCUGACGUGGCCCAGCGGGAAGGUCGACGUGGCAUGAAAUUGUUUAUUAUUAUUUUUUUAAGGAGAGGAAUUGAGAAAAGAGAAAGUUUGCUUGGAUUAAUGAAAUUUGGAUAAUGGUGUUGUUGUAAUAAUGGUUCUGAUAAUAAUAACAAAAAUGGGCCACUGUAAUUUUUUUUUUAUUUAAAUUUUUGGUGCUAUAUGUAAUCGGAUGCACUCUCGAAAUUCAAAUAUGGGAGCAUUUUAACUCA
This is a messenger RNA of Ananas comosus (pineapple), 2161 nucleotides long. RefSeq names its product L-ascorbate oxidase homolog. Bases 198 to 1850 code for a protein of 550 amino acids. Gene Ontology annotation, molecular function: copper ion binding; oxidoreductase activity. Lineage: Eukaryota; Viridiplantae; Streptophyta; Magnoliopsida; Poales; Bromeliaceae. The transcript has 4 exons. The record is from RefSeq and is a predicted model, not a curated record.